Molecule: messenger RNA, 219 nt
Organism: Knipowitschia caucasica
Lineage: Eukaryota; Metazoa; Chordata; Actinopteri; Gobiiformes; Gobiidae
Source: the annotation of a GenBank genome assembly
AUGGAAGUGGCAAAGAAAGACCCAGGUGAUGGAGGGAAUUCGGACACCCUGGGGUCCACUGGCUCGGCCAAGAAAAGAGCAGGGGGGACCAAGAAGGCUAUGCAGGCCAACAAGUCUGCUCUUCGGGCCCCCCGUGCUCUCUGCUGCCUCACCCUCAGCAACCCCAUCCGCAUGGCAGCCCUGGCACUGGUGGAGUGGAAAUAUCCUUCGCUGCUUUAA